This is a messenger RNA of Oncorhynchus nerka (sockeye salmon), 705 nucleotides long. Its product is annotated as 17-beta-hydroxysteroid dehydrogenase 14-like. The record is from RefSeq and is a predicted model, not a curated record. Gene Ontology annotation, cellular component: ribosome. NCBI's taxonomy places the organism in Eukaryota, Metazoa, Chordata, Actinopteri, Salmoniformes, Salmonidae. Gene Ontology annotation, biological process: translation. Bases 160 to 531 code for a protein of 123 amino acids. Gene Ontology annotation, molecular function: structural constituent of ribosome. The transcript is spliced from 4 exons.
UUGCUGCAUGUAAAGAAAUAGAAUAAAAGUGUAGCUUGGAAAGAGGGCAAGUCACUUUGUUUGCGGCAUUCGACCAACACAGUCAACCAGGUAGUGGCGGUUCUUUGCGAACGUAUCAUCACUGAAAUCAUCACCGGUGACGGGUUGGCUCUAGUGAACAUGUCAGGCAGUACAUUGCGUUACGGAGACAAAGUUGUCAUUGUGACCGGCGGGUCCAAAGGGAUUGGUAGAGGGAUUGUCAAAGUAUUCGUGGAGAAUGGAGCCAAAGUUGUAUUCUGUGCAAGAGGGGUGAGUGCAAGAGGGGGACAGGCUCUAGAGGCCGAGCUGAACAGGGCAGGGCCAGGGUCAUGCAAAUUUGUACCUUGUGACAUCUCCAAAGAGGAGGACAUCAAGAGGUUGAUUUCAGUGACAGUGGAGCAUUAUGGUCAAAUAGACUGUCUGGUCAACAAUGCUGGGUGGCGUGAGUAUCUGUUAUCAUUUUGUAUGAGAAUUGAUGUUGUUAAGGAAAUGAUAUAUCCACAAAUCAGCUGAUAGUUGGAAUACCAAUCCACGUCCAGGCACUUAUUUUUAUUAUUAUAUAUAUACUUUUUUUUACCCUCUUUUUCUCCCCAAUUUUGUCAUAUCCAAUUUGGUAGUUACAGUCUUGUCCCAUUGUCCCGAAACACAACCCCGCCAAGUCGUACUGCUUCUUGACACAAUGCACGC